Molecule: messenger RNA, 1111 nt
Organism: Cercospora beticola
Lineage: Eukaryota; Fungi; Ascomycota; Dothideomycetes; Mycosphaerellales; Mycosphaerellaceae
Product: Mrp/NBP35 family ATP-binding protein
Biological process (GO): mitochondrial respiratory chain complex I assembly; iron-sulfur cluster assembly
Cellular component (GO): mitochondrion
Molecular function (GO): ATP binding; 4 iron, 4 sulfur cluster binding; ATP-dependent FeS chaperone activity
Source: RefSeq, a predicted model, not a curated record
GUAGACAAUGUCAUCAAUAUGCUUGCGGCUUCUCAGUCUGCCAUCGAUACUGCGCCAGACAUGCUUCGAAUCGAUAAGCAAUGCGAGAUGCUUCACAACAUCUGCCUACAAAGCGGCAUCUGGCCAUGAGAACCCCCUUGGCUUGCCCAGAUCGGGCACUCCACCAAACCUGGCUGCUCGCAUGAAACGCGGCUUGCCGGAAAAGAGACCCAUCCCCAAUGUGCGCAAAGUCAUCGCGGUGAGCAGCGCCAAAGGCGGUGUCGGCAAAAGCACCAUAUCCGUCAAUUUAGCUCUGGCAAUGGCUCAACAAGGACUGCACACAGGAAUCCUCGACACCGACAUUUAUGGCCCCAGCAUUCCAACCUUGCUCAACUUGGAAGGCUAUGAGCCAGAACUCGACGCCAACAAUCGGCUACUCCCCCUCACAGCAUACGGCGUCAAAGCCAUGUCCAUGGGCUUCUUGGUCCCUCAGGAUAGCCCCGUGGCCUGGAGAGGACUGAUGUUGCAGAAGGCCAUGACCCAAUUACUAUUCGAAGUGUCAUGGCCGAGCCUGGAUGUCUUAGUGAUCGAUUUACCUCCCGGAACUGGCGACGUCCAGCUCACCCUGACACAGAGCGUCGAGCUCGCCGGUGCAGUCAUCGUCUCUACGCCUCAAGAUCUGGCGCUUCGAGAUGCCGUUCGUGGAAUUUCCAUGUUCGAGAAGGUCAACGUCCCUAUCCUCGGUAUGAUACAGAACAUGAGCACAUUCACUUGUACGAAUUGCGGGCACAACCAUGACAUAUUCGGUCUCGAUGGCGCGAAGAAGAAAUGCCAUGAAUUGGGCAUCAACUUCCUGGGUGACAUACCCUUGCAUCCGGACAUAUGUGCCAGCGCGGAUAGCGGGAAACCAACGAUGGCUGCGAACCCGAACUCGCCACAAGCGCAAGCCUUCACAAACAUCGCGAAAGCUAUUACUGCGACUAUUAGAUCAUGAAAAGACAAAUCUCGAAAUGCAAGAGAAGAAUUCCCGCAGAUUAGGCACAUGUAGAGAAGCCUUGCACAUAUUGAAGCUAUGUAAAUUAUAGGGAACGUAUUAUGCCAUGCGGCAAUCCCAUCAUGCGAGCUCUGUCGU